Messenger RNA from Teleopsis dalmanni, 1263 nucleotides. RefSeq lists its product as uncharacterized. Lineage: Eukaryota; Metazoa; Arthropoda; Insecta; Diptera; Diopsidae. The record is from RefSeq and is a predicted model, not a curated record. The transcript is spliced from 2 exons. Gene Ontology annotation, biological process: DNA integration. The coding region runs from base 1 to 1263 and encodes 420 amino acids. Gene Ontology annotation, molecular function: nucleic acid binding.
AUGAUAAUAACCGAUACACCAACUGCUGCCUUUGAUGUAGUUUUGAUACAUACCAUUGGACCAUUUCCAAAAUCGGAAAAAGGUAAUUCAUACGCAGUCACAAUGAUAUGUGACUUAACAAAAUAUCUGGUAUCGGUACCAAUUGCAGAAAAAAGUGCAAAAACAAUAGCAAAAGCAGUAUUCGAAAACUUUAUACUGACUUACGGGCCUAUGAAAAAAAUUAUUACAGACAUGGGUACCGAGUAUAAAAAUAAAAUUUUCGAUGAAAUAUGCAAUCUAUUAAACGUAGAAAAUACUACGUCAACCGCGUACCACCAUCAAUCAUUAGGUACAGUAGAACGAAAUCAUAGGACAUUUAACGAGUACAUAAGAUCCUACAUUUCCAUAGGAAAAAUGGAUUGGGAUGAGUGGCUACAAUAUUUUACAUAUUGUUAUAACACUACACCUUCAAUUGUACAUGAGUAUUGUCCUUAUGAAUUGGUUUUCGGUAAAUCGCCCACCAUCUAUGACUUUCUUAACACUUUAGAAAUAGAUCCCGCGUACGACAAAGAUAUAAAAUUUCGUUUACAAAACGCAAAUAAACGCGCGAUAAAAGCAAUAGAAAAUAGAAAACAAAUAAGGUUUCCACCUACAAAUGGGAAACCCGAAAAUUUUGUCAAAACCUGUAAAAAAUCUCUUGAAGCAAGUUUGAGCUCUGGUAAAAAAGGAAGUUUAGACGUAGUGCUUAAAGGAUUUUUAUUUGAUUAUCGUACUAUGAAACAUUGUACAACAGGAGAGUCUCCAGCUAAACUUAUGUUAGGUAGAGAGAUGAAAACGCGGUUCGAUUUAUUAAAACCACCUUUAGUCAAAGACAGAGUGAGUAAAAAUCAGCUUAGUAAAAUUAAAAACCACGGGGGUCUAGAGAUGGAAGGCACACCGGUGGAAGGCACACCGGUCUUUCUCCGCGAUUUUUCAGAUCCAAAUAAGGCAGGAUGGCAGGAAGCGUUAAUUAAAGAGCGUUUAGGCCGACGAACAUAUGAUUGCACAAUAUCAAGAACUAAUAUGGUGAUUAAGCGCCACGUCGACCAGAUGAUGGCUUAUAAUGGUAGUACUAUGAAAAAUGACUCAACUACAAAGGAGUUAAACGGUGCCGAUGAAGAAUCAAGCCUAAAUGUAGAGUCAGCCGUCGCUACUACGGGGGAGGAUGUGACUAAGGAUGUAAAUGUAGAUAGUGGUUGCUCGCGUCUGCGAGAACGUAAAACUAAGAUUAAUUAUAAGGAAUAA